Molecule: messenger RNA, 801 nt
Organism: Striga hermonthica
Lineage: Eukaryota; Viridiplantae; Streptophyta; Magnoliopsida; Lamiales; Orobanchaceae
Source: the annotation of a GenBank genome assembly
AUGGCCAAUCCAGUAAAGAAAAUUUUGUUAACCUCCAGUGGCGAUGAGGUUUCCAUCAACAUCGCCCGCCAUUUAGCCCAGCGUGGUUGCAGGUUGGUUUUGAUGGGAGAUGAGGAGCGAUUGAGGAUUGCGGCGGACGAGAUCGGGCGAUCCUUGAACGGCGUCGUUUCGAUCGAGGUAAUUGGGCUGGAUAUGGAAGAAGAAAGAGAGGCGAUUUUCAGUGAAGCUGUGGAGAGGGCAAGGCGCGUGUUGGGAAGUCUGGACGCUUUGGUCAACUGCUAUUCCUAUGAAGGAAAGAUGCAAGAUCCUUUGUCUUUAUCCGAAAAUGAGUUCAAAAAGAUUGUCAAAACCAACUUUAUGGCUGCGUGGUAUCUCUUAAAAGCUGUGGGCAAAGCAAUGAGGGACCAGAAAUCUGGAGGUUCUAUUGUAUUCUUGACUUCAAUAUUGGGGGCUGAAAGAGGAUUGUAUCCAGGAUCAGCAGCAUACGGUUCGUGUUUGGCUGGUAUACAGCAGCUAGUAAGGACAUCGGCUAUGGAAAUCGGUAAAUACCAGAUAAGGGUUAAUGCAAUAGCUCGAGGUUUGCAUCUCCACGACGAGUUCCCCUUGUCUGUGGGGACGGAGAGGGCCCAAAAGUUGGUACGCGAAGCUACACCUUUACACAGGUGGCUUGAUGUUGAAAAUGAUUUGGCCUCGACUGUUAUAUAUUUGAUCAGUGACGGCUCAAAAUACAUGACAGGGACAACUAUUUACGUUGAUGGUGGCCAGUCCUUAGUGAGGCCUCGAAUGAGAUCAUAUAUGUGA